UGUCUUGGUUGGUCUGGUUUUCUGGUUUUGGGGUCGUUUUGUUGGGUAAAUAGAUCUUCUUUUUUCUGUUUUCUUUUUCUUUUUCUUGUAGGACUGUUUGAGUUGAUUUGGGAGGUGGGUUUGUCUGGGUAUUUGGUCCUUUGGGUCUGUUUCUUGGUGGUUUUUGAGUUUUCUGGUUGAGAUAGGUAGUUCCUCUUCUUUGAAUUUUUCUAGUGUCCACCUGUUUAUAUGGUUUUCUAGGCUUUGUUUUGGGUUUUUUCCGUAAGCUUUUGUUUGGUUGUGUUUGGCUGGGUUUUGUCUAGUGUUUCUGUAUAUUUAUCUUUAUUUUAUCCUGGUUUUAUUUUCGGAGCAUUUGGGAGGUGGCAUCUUUUCCUCUAUUUCUAGUGUAUUUUCAGGGAUUUUCCAGGCCCUUCUUUUGGGUUUUCUGGGACUUCUGUUUUGCUGAUUUUUCUGGGGUUUUGAAGUGAAAUUGGAGUUGGGUUUUGUGAUUUUCUAGAAGCUUUCUUGUUUUGGGAGUUUGCUUGGAAUAUUCGGAGAAAUGGCGCUUGUGAUGCACAAAGAUUCGUCAGCGGCAGCAGCAGCAGCGGCUAAGCAGUUGGAUGCAAGCAAGUAUGUGAGGUAUACGCCCGAGCAGGUGGAGGCGUUGGAGAGGGUAUAUAUGGAGUGCCCGAAGCCGAGCUCGAUGCGUAGGCAGCAGCUCAUUAGAGAAUGCCCGAUACUGUCGAAUAUCGAGCCGAAGCAGAUCAAGGUCUGGUUUCAGAAUCGAAGAUGCCGUGAGAAGCAAAGGAAAGAAGCUUCGCGUCUCCAGACAGUAAACAGGAAGCUGACUGCCAUGAACAAGCUGUUGAUGGAGGAGAAUGACCGCCUACAGAAGCAGGUCUCGCAGCUGGUGUAUGAGAAUGGAUACAUGCGGCAGCAACUGCAGAAUGCAUCUGUGGCGACCACGGACACAAGCUGUGAGUCCGUGGUCACUAGCGGUCAGCACCAACAAAACCCAACACCACAGCAUCCGCAAAGGGAUGCUAACAACCCAGCUGGGCUCCUUGCGAUUGCUGAGGAGACCCUGGCAGAGUUCCUCUCCAAGGCUACUGGAACUGCUGUCGACUGGGUCCAGAUGCUUGGGAUGAAGCCUGGUCCGGAUUCUAUUGGAAUCGUUGCUGUUUCCCACAACUGUAGUGGAGUUGCAGCACGAGCCUGCGGUCUUGUGAGUUUAGAACCCACAAAGGUUGCAGAAAUCCUCAAAGAUCGUCCAUCGUGGUUCCGCGAUUGCCGUUGCCUCGAGAUAGUUACUGUGCUCCCUGCCGGGAACGGAGGGACUAUAGAGCUUAUUUACAUGCAGACAUAUGCACCUACUACGUUGGCAUCUGCACGCGACUUUUGGACGCUGAGAUACACCACGGGUUUAGAAGAUGGCAGUCUUGUGAUCUGCGAGAGGUCACUGACUCCAUCAACCGGUGGCCCAGCUGGCCCGCCUGCUCCGAACUUUGUACGAGCUGAAAUGCUCCCCAGUGGUUAUCUGAUCCGCCCAUGUGAGGGUGGUGGCUCAAUCAUUCACAUUGUUGAUCACGUCGAUUUAGAUGCAUGGAGUGUGCCUGAGGUGCUCCGCCCGCUGUAUGAAUCGUCAAAGAUACUGGCACAGAAAAUGACAAUUGCGGCAUUGCGCCACAUAAGACAAAUUGCUCAAGAGACCAGUGGUGAAAUUGUAUAUGGUGGGGGCCGUCAGCCUGCAGUGCUACGAACAUUUAGUCAGAGAUUAAGCAGGGGUUUCAAUGAUGCUGUGAAUGGGUUUGCGGAUGAUGGGUGGUCGUUGAUGGGCAAUGAUGGUAUGGAGGAUGUCACUAUCGCCGUUAACUCUUCGCCAAACAAACUUUUCGGUUCUCAUGUUAACUCAACAAUGCUCCCUACAAUGGGAGGUGGUGUGCUAUGUGCAAAGGCCUCGAUGCUGCUCCAGAAUGUGCCACCUGCGUUGCUUGUCCGCUUUCUGAGGGAGCACCGUUCUGAGUGGUCCGACUGUGGCAUCGAUGCUUAUUCUGCUGCCUCACUGAAGGCUAGUCCUUAUGCAGUCCCCGGUGCAAGAGCAGGUGGCUUCCCUGGCAGUCAGGUCAUUUUACCUCUUGCUCAUACCAUUGAACACGAAGAGAUGUUGGAGGUUAUCAGGCUUGAAGGCCAGGGGUUCGCCCAAGAUGAUGCUAUUUUAUCAAGAGACAUGUACUUGUUACAGCUAUGCAGCGGAAUUGAUGAAAAUGCAGCAGGUGCAUGUGCCCAGCUUGUCUUUGCUCCGAUUGACGAAUACUUUGCUGAUGAUUCCCCACUACUACCAUCGGGUUUCCGUGUCAUACCACUAGACCCAAAAACAGAUGGGCCGGCGGCGACUCGAACGCUCGACCUUGCAUCUGCACUUGAAGGACCAGGUGGGGCACGCCCAAUUGGUGAAGCCGUUACAAAUGCAUAUAAUUUAAGAUCUGUGCUGACAAUCGCGUUCCAGUUUACCUAUGAAAACCACCUCCGUGACAAUGUGGCAGCAAUGGCCCGUCAGUAUGUUCGAAGUGUUGUGGGGUCAGUGCAGAGGGUGGCAAUGGCAAUAGCACCUUCCCGACUUGGCUCACAUGUGGGGCCGAAACCGCCACCUGGGACCCCUGAGGCCCUUACUCUGGCGCGUUGGAUUUGCCGGAGCUACAGGUUCCAUACUGGAGUAGAGCUCCUCAGGGCCGACUCUCAAGAAGGCGAUUCUGUUUUGAAAUUGCUGUGGCACCAUUCUGAUGCUAUCAUGUGCUGUUCAUUGAAAUCUAAUGCAUCACCGGUAUUUACCUUUGCGAACCAAGCUGGCCUUGACAUGCUGGAAACCACGCUUAUUGCUCUACAGGAUAUUAUGCUCGACAAGAUUCUCGAUGAGGGCGGUCGGAAGGUUUUGUGUUCAGAGUUUGCCAAGAUUAUGCAACAGGGUUUUGCAUAUCUACCAUCUGGAGUGUGUGUCUCAAGCAUGGGCAGACCGGUGUCAUAUGAGCAGGCAAUUGCAUGGAAGGUCUUGAAUGAAGAGGACUCAAAUCACUGCUUGGCCUUCUUGUUCAUGAACUGGUCUUUUCUUUGAACCCAUAUAUAUAGAUUUCCCUAGUUUGGCUUGAGAAAACUUAAAAGACUCUCCUUCCCUCGUCUCUCUUAUUAUAUAUAUACUUCUAAGUUAUGAAAGAUAGCCAAUGCAGGUAGAGGACCCAAAGCUUUGACAUAUUUUGCUUAAUGGAAUGUGGACUAAUGUAUUCUUGUUA
Magnolia sinica is the source of this 3263-nucleotide messenger RNA. RefSeq names its product homeobox-leucine zipper protein HOX32. NCBI's taxonomy places the organism in Eukaryota, Viridiplantae, Streptophyta, Magnoliopsida, Magnoliales, Magnoliaceae. The transcript is spliced from 18 exons. Gene Ontology annotation, molecular function: DNA-binding transcription factor activity; lipid binding; DNA binding. The record is from RefSeq and is a predicted model, not a curated record. The coding region runs from base 539 to 3088 and encodes 849 amino acids.